This is a messenger RNA of Bactrocera neohumeralis, 14139 nucleotides long. It is a transcript of the gene rho-5, whose product is annotated as inactive rhomboid protein 1. The record is from RefSeq and is a predicted model, not a curated record. Gene Ontology annotation, molecular function: serine-type endopeptidase activity. The transcript is spliced from 6 exons. Gene Ontology annotation, biological process: regulation of epidermal growth factor receptor signaling pathway; regulation of protein secretion. NCBI's taxonomy places the organism in Eukaryota, Metazoa, Arthropoda, Insecta, Diptera, Tephritidae. The coding region runs from base 3482 to 9733 and encodes 2083 amino acids. Gene Ontology annotation, cellular component: endoplasmic reticulum membrane.
AUAUAUGUAUUUAGCAGCCGCUGAUUGUGACAUUUUGUGACCUUUCGGGUGGAGGCAAAGGAACACAGCUGGGCGACGCGUACUUAGCACUCAUGGCGUUUAACGUGAUUCUCUUUCAAAAGAUCAACGACAACUGAACCUUCGUUGACAAUGCAUCAAAGACAAAGCUUCCUCUAUCGGCUCGCGAAGAAAUUAGAGCGAAAUCUUUCAUUAACUGUCGGUAAAGUCGACCACGCUCUUACUUGACAGACUGUAGUUUUGCGAGGAUCCCAAAUUCAGACAUCGCGGCAUAAAGGCAGCUCCUUUAUGUGCUGUCGAAAGCAGUUUUGAAAUCGACGAAGGGAUGGUGUGUGUCGAUUCUCUUUUCACGGCUCUUUUCCAAGAUUUUGCGCAUGGUGAAUAUCUAGUCGGUUGUUGAUUUUCCAGGUCUAAAGCCACAACUGAGUUCAGCGAAUUAAAAGACAGCGGCUACGCUGGCUAGGUCAUGUUGUCCGGAUGGACAAAAACACUCCAGCUCUGAAAGUAUUCGACGCCGGGGAAAGCAGAGGAAGAGGAAGACCUCGACUCCGUUGGAAGUACCAAGUGGAGAAGGACCUGGCUUCGCUUGGAAUAUCCAAUUGGCGCCACGUAGCGAAAAGAAGAAACGACUGUCGCGCUGUUGCUAACUCGGCUAUAAUCGCGUAAGCGGUGUCUACGCCAAUUAAGAAGAAGGGGAAGUCACACUGAUAAGGACCAAUCAGUUUGUUGACGGUGGGCUUUAUUUUUUCACACAAUACGCUCGAUAGAACCUUAUACGCGAUGUUUAGAAGACUUACCCCACGGUAGUUGGCGCAGAUUAUGGGGUCUCCCUUUUUGUGGAUGGGGCUGUGCACACUUAAAUUCCAAUUGUACAUAAGGAGCUUGAAAUGCCGUCUCACAGUUCCCUUAUGCCAAGUAGUUGACGAGUGCUCAGAGAGUAGGCGUGUAAGUCGAGUAGAAAAUUGUUCGGCUGUCUGUUGUUUUUGCAGUUUCUCGACGUCGAACCUUUCUUGUGUUUAUUGACGUGCGUUUUUUGCUGCAUAGAAACGAGUGCGAAUCUUUGCUGCAACAAGAUAGUGGUCCGAGUCGAUGUUAGAACCUCGGAGGGUACGCAUGUCUAGAACACUGGAGAGGUGUCUUCCGUCUAUCACAACAUGGUGGAUCUGGUUGGUAGUGUUUCGAUCCGGAGACAGCGAGGUGGCUGGAAUCUAGUACUACAGAUAACCAUAUUUCUGGCCCCGGCGAAGUCGAUUAGCCUCAACCCCUUUGGGGAUGUUUCUUCGUGGAGACUGAAUUAACCGACUGGUGCGCCAAAGAUACUUACCUGGCGUUAAAGUCGCCAAUCACGACUUUGAUAUCGUGGCGGAAGCAACUCUUAUAGGUGCGCUCUAAGAGCUCAUAGAAAGCAUCUUUGGUCACAUCGUCCUUCUCUUCCGUCGGGGCGUGGCCGAAAACAUAUGUUGAAGAACUUCGCUUUUAUGCGGAUUGUGGCGAGACGUUCAUCCACCGGGGUGAAUGAUAGUACUCGGCGACAGAGUCUCUCUCCCAUCACGAAUCCCACACCAAAUUUGCGCUCCUUUAUUUGACCACUGUAGUAAAUGCCACAAGGAUCUACUCGCCUCAGUCCUUUUCCCGUCCAUCUCAUUUAUUGGACGGCGGUGAUGUCAGCCUUCAUUCUGACGAGGACAUCACCCAGCUGGGCAGCGACACCUUCCCAAUUAAGAAACCGGACAUUCCAGGUGCAAGCCCUCAAAUCGUAAUCCUUAAUUCGUUCGCCAUGGUCGGCAUCAAAAGGUGGGUCUCUCAUCCAAAGCUGAUUGUUAUUUUUCAUUAGGUACGUUUUUUACGUGGCGGGUCCCAAACCCAACCUGUCGAGGGGAUGUUUCGCCUUCUCAUUUUGGCUCACCUUCGAACGGAUGUUCUUUGGCUACCCAGAGAAUACUUGGUCUAGGACUGGAAGUCAUGAGCUACUUGAGUCAAAUCUAAAGUAAUCGUUUCUGGCCACUCCCAAGUGAAAGGCAAUUAGAGAACUUUUCUCACUUGCGUGAACUUCAAAUCUCUAUUUACAGGCAGGGAAACAAAAAAGUCCGGGGGUUCAUAUCUGGAAGCUGGUUUCAAGAAAGGCAUUGUCGUUGUGCAACUUCCAAUCGGCUGCGAUGUCUUGUCGGACCCGAUUGACCCCUCUUUUGAGUCUCUGAAGGACUUCCACGUAAAACUUGUGGUUGACGGUUUGUCCAGGAGGAACAAGAUCAUGGUGGAUGCUGCCUUUGAUGUCAAAAAAGACAAUGAGCAUCACUUUCACUUUGGAUUUUCUCAUUCUAUAUCGAAAAAAGUGCUGGUGCCACCGAAACCCACCAUUUCUUGGUAAAGCAACAUCUGGGUAAGCCUGCUUGAUCAUAUCGAACGUCUCUGUCGCAGAUUUACUGAGUUUCACACGGAAUUUAAUCGCGUACUUCUGAUCUUACGAACGCUUCAUUUUCAGGGUUGCACCACUCACAGAAACACGUUGCGCAAAAAUGUUUUUCCUGAUUCUCCUAUUACUUUCCGGACAAUCCCUGUAGAAACAACAUCCAAUUCAGAUCUUAUGAAUGACCACGUGCUUAACAAAAAUAAGCCACAAUUCACAUUUUUGUUUUUUGUUUCAUAAAACGAGUUCGAUUAGCUUUUGAAUUUCACUUCAAAGGAUCAGUGGAUCUCAGGAAUACUUUGCAAGCGUCUGCGUCCAGUCGAACGUUGAAUAAUAUACUUAUUGAAAAAGACUCGAAGGCACGCUCAACAAAGACAGGUCCACUUCAAAGCAAAACAAAUACUAUAUUUUCCAAAUGCACAUAUAACUCGCAAAAAUUUAAAUAAUGUACUAUGAUCUGAUGAAAAGAAAAUGAAUUUGUUUAAAUCUAAUGGAAAACUAUUGUAUGUAUUUGUAACCGUCAAAAAAAUACUGAAGGAGGCAAUAUAACGAUAUGAGAAUGCUAUUCCGACUCAGGAGUUGGUCAGAUACUUUUGAUAAAAGAAAAAAGGAGGAGGUAAUGGUACCACAUUCCGACAAAACCGAAGCGGGACAUAAAACGGGAGUUCAAGCAGGACCAGAAAAUUCAACAUUAUUUCUCAAAGUGCCACCAUUUUGGAAAUUUUUUAAAAUUAUUUUUGACUACGACGUCGGAGAUUAUGUUUAAUUCGCAAAAUAUUUAACUUUUUAUUUCCCAAAAGGUCUUUUUUUGGCUGGUUGCUACAGACAUGUCUGAAUGAAAGUUUGCAUAAAUAUAGUCUAAAAAAAAGUAGACUUGGUGAAUAGAGUCAUAUUUUUAGCAAUGUUACUAUUGAAGCACAGAACUUUAAGAUUGUUUAGGAGGUGGUAACUUUCAUCGUUUUACCAUAUAAUAAUAAUAAAAUUUUACAAUUAUCACCCACGUGGCCAAUAUGCGUUGAAGACGUUACAAACACUGCCGAACCACGCUACCAAAACAUGAUCUCACCGAAUCCAUCGAGUUGUAUCGAAAAUGAUCAUCACAUUCAUCACCGCACUCAUCACACAGCAACGGCAGGUUCUCAGACUUGUGGCUUUAGCUCGGGAGUUCGCAAUAACCGACGCAUCAUGAGCAACAACAAUGUGUGCGGUGUACGCUGUCGUUCUUUAUUGGGCUAUCAACCGCAUUUGCAGCUUAUCAAUGAUGCUAAUAUUAUGGGCAGCAAUAAUUGCUGCGAUACUGGUGCAUCUGGAGGCCGUUAUAGUCCACAUCCGAAUGAGAUGUUCUUGCAGCAUCAUGGUAAACUCUCAACCCAACCGAUUAAUGGCUUUGAUGAUUCAACAAAUUGUUGUUUGCCGCCACCAUCACCAGCGCCGAAUAGUGAUAGAUGCAUAAUGGGCUUAACAUCACUGCAAGGUUCUCAAAUAUGUGGCGCUUCCAGUAAUGUUAACUGUUUGGAUAUGCAUACGACAUACACUAAUUAUGAUGGCGGUGGCAAUAUUGGCGGUCAAGUACAUCAAGCUAACACACAGCAUUUACAUCAACAUCUACAUACUCAUCAUACAGCACAAUCGCUUUCAUCAUCCGCAUCAACAUUACCGUUGGCUGUUUCUAGCAAUUGCGGCACAAACUUGUCAGAAAAGUACGCAGGCAGCAUGCAACAGUGUUCCAUUUCACCGAAUACUCGAUUUCGCUUAUCAGACCGAUAUCGUGAGGUGUCUACGCCUAAAUCACUGGUUUUGAAUAGCACAUCCACCAUUGGCAGCCAAGGCGCCUUUGCUGCGGCCUCGGGUGAUGUCUCAACACAGCCUUGCAGUGCCGCACGAUACGCAUCUUCCGCACAUUUUUUAACACAAGGUACACCCCUGAUGCCAAGCGACACAUACACAUACCUUUCGUCGACAGUGCAUACGCCUGUAAAGCGCUAUGUGCCGACCCCUCCACCGCCAAACGAACUAUACACUGACAUAUCGGUACAACAGUCUACACUGACGCCGCAAACAUAUGUAAGCAAAUGCACGAACAAUAGCAGUGUGAUCAGUGAAAAUGGCACAACGCAACAUGUCAACACACUGCCUUUCCGCUUACGCAUGAAAUGCUGUGCCAAUGAUUUGGCACAUCCACCAGUGAUGCAGGCAGCUAAUACAAAUACCUCGCACAUGACGCAUAGUCUUGAGCAUCGGCCACAAUCAGUUACCGACUACUAUGCCACAUCUCCGCGUACUCGACCAUCCUUCAAUAUUGUUAACAACAGCAAUAUCAUUGCUAACGGCAUGGGUAAUUCAAAAUGCGCUGGAGUAACAGCAAAAGAUGCUUCCAUUAUCAUCUUACAAGAUCAACAAAUGCCAACAAAUGAAAACUUGGCAUCGCUAUCUCAGUUGCAUAACACAUCUAGCUGUAUAACUUCUGCGUCGACGGCCUGUUCAGCGUCGACAGCUGUGGCGUGCGGUUCUAAUCCUUUAUGCGUUAGACCGUCGACGGCUUCACCACUAUCUAUUGGCGCCAACGGUAUGUAUGUAGUCAGCAACAGCCGCUUGAAUACAAACGGUGUCGCUCGUGCUAAUAACUCAAAUGUGAUAAAUGAUAGUAACAGCCGCAUUUAUACGACGCCUGUCACCCAAAUGGAUGCUAAUUCUGGCGGAAAUAGUGUUGGUGACAGUAUAAGCAACAUAAAUUCUGGAUCCGGUGCAGCCACCACUUGUUUGCAUUGCAACACAGUACGACGUACAACCGGCGUCCAUCAGACCACUCAGACAACAGGCCCGAUCAGCCCAAUACCUAUACAACAGGUACUUGAAGGCAAUAGCGCAGGAGUCACCGGUAGUUGCAAUGGCGUCUUUAUACAGAAUAAGUUGGAACAAACUUCACUUUCACUAACACCAUCCACCAGCGAGUCGCAUAUUUCCCCGCAAUCGCCGUCGGCAAAUGGAGCACCCAAUUCGCGAGUACCUCUUCGAAGUAAAGCGAAUGAUCACAGUACCAAUAACGGAGUUGAGCAAUUGCUACAGCAGCAAGGAGAUCAAAUUUAUGUGACUUCAAAAGCCCUACAUCAUCCAAUGAAUGUAAUAACAGAGGGCACAAUCACAGAGCACGUUAGCAUUGCUGGGAACGGUCAAAUGUGCAAGCAGCAGCAGCUUCAACAAGCUUUGAACCUUAAACGGCAGCUACUACAACAUUCGAAUAUGCAGAUGCAUCAUCAACCACAACAGCCCUCACCAAUACAACAACUGCCUAUACCACAACAACAGCAACAAAUUCAACGCUUUUCUCGAAAGAAACGUUUGAGUCAAUACAUACGCAAAGAAAUAGCUCGUUUUUUUGGUGUAGACGCCAGUACGGAAGCUGAAGAGUUUGCUGUUUGGCAAGGCCGUCAAAGGCGUUUAGCCCUCCGAAGGUUUGGUGCGUUGAAAAGCGAGAAUGAGUUACAUAAUGAAAUGAAUAGCAGAAAUACCAGUGAGAUCAAUAACCGCACAAAUUUCUAUAAUGGAGUCGGUGGAGGGACUAAUCAACAAUACCAUCAACAUCACUACCACCCUUCGGAAAGGCCUGAUAUAUUACCCGCUCAUGAUACAGAAGGUGAUGACUUGACAAUCGAAUAUACAUCGCGACGACUCCAUUUCUCAUAUACUGACUUCCAGUUAGGAGAUCAUGUCGAGCGGAAAGCAUCCGUAGGUACAAUGAUUAUGUCUAGUUUAACUUAUAUCGUACAGACACUGAAUAAACGACAUCCACGCCACAACCGACAAUGGUCACGGAGUUUUGCGCAAGCUCAUAUAAAUCAAAUGAAUGGUAUCGAUAACUCAGGUGAUAUUUUUGAAGGCUUACCAGCGCUUCACGAAGAGGAACUAUUUUUCGACUCUUCAGGUACUGAACAAACUCUAAACAAUAGCAAUGUAAUCGGUUUAAAUAGCUGUAAUGGCGCAAAUAGCGGCUCGUUGCAGCAAUCGAACGUUAUGAGACCUGGUGAUGGCAGUGCCACGAUCACGAACAAUAGUGGCGUACAGCUACUUGAACAUCAUCGACAAAUAUACAUGAGUGAACGUAUGCACGGAUGGCGUACUUCGGCUGUAAUGGGUGGUAGUGGAAAACAUGGCACUCCCAACAGCAACGUUGCUACAAAUGGUGAACAAAUAACUGCGUCCAUAUUGCUGCAGCAAGCCACAACCACCAACAUUAAUACCGGUGGUCAACAAUCAAGUAAUGUUUGCAGUACUAGCAUUUCCCACCAGUCCAAUAUGACAGCGAUCGCUGGUAAUAAUGGCAUACCUUUACUGCCAAAUGUACAACCAACAAACGCAACACGCGGUAAUCGCAUAUCGGCACAACUUUUAGAUGGCGUACUCGAGAAUUCGCGUCGCUCAAUACAGCGCAAAGUUAAAUUAUUUACAGUUAGUGAUCUAGACGAUCGUGCGGAUCAUCGGCCAUUUUUUACGUAUUGGAUAAACACAGUGCAGACAUUAGUUCUCUUAUUGUCGCUCAUUUGCUACGGUAUAGGGCCUAUAGGAAUUGGAGUUGAACAAAAAACAGGACAGGUACUGGUUACUAGCCUUAGUUUGCAAACAGUGCAGCACACCGAACAGCGAAAUUUAUGGAUAGGGCCACGAAAUAACGACUUGGUACAUAUGGGUGCGAAGUUUGCUACUUGUAUGCGUAGCGAUGUUCGUAUCAUGGAUGUGCUAAUGAAGACGCGGCGGCAAGAACGUGAAACAGCAUGUUGUAUACGCAACGAUGAUUCAGGAUGCGUACAAAGCUCUCAAGCGGACUGCUCUGUGCGUGGACUAUUCCCAACCAAGUCUAUAUCAACCUGGAAAAAAUGGUCGCCUGGUGAAUCUGGACCAGGUGGUCGCAUUUCGGGUUCCGUUUGUGGACUGGAUCCUAAAUAUUGCGAUGCACCCGCAUCCAUAGCACCAUAUGAAUGGCCAGAUGAUAUAACAAAAUGGCCAAUUUGCCGGAAAACAAAUUCGUUUUCACAACGUUUUCGCUAUAAAGAUCACACCGCCGAACACAUGGUAUGUGAGGUCAUAGGUCACCCGUGUUGCACUGGAGUUUAUGGAGAAUGUAGAAUAACCACUCGCGAGUACUGUGAUUUCGUCAAUGGCUACUUUCACGAAGAAGCAUCGUUAUGUUCGCAGAUUUCCUGCUUAAGCAACGUCUGCGGCAUGGUACCAUUUAUAUCUGGUGAGGUGCCUGAUCAAUUUUAUCGUUUAUUCACAUCACUUUGCUUACAUGCUGGGAUUCUUCAUUUGGCCAUUACUAUCGCCUUUCAACACGUAUUUCUAGCCGACUUGGAGCGUUUAAUAGGGCCUGUCCGCACCGCUAUUGUUUAUAUUGGCUCAGGACUGGCUGGCAAUUUGACUAGCGCCGUACUAGUGCCAUACAAAGCAGAAGUCGGACCAUUGGCAUCAUUGUCUGGUGUAAUUGCAUCCCUGGUUGUGUUGCUAAUACUUAUCCACUGGAAACAUCUACGUAAACCGCACGUUGCUCUUUUCAAACUUAUGUGUAUAACAGCACUAGUUUUUGGCGUUGGAAUACUACCUUGGCAGUUGAACUUUGCAGGCCUGUUGGCGGGCAUUUUUUGUGGGAUAUUCUUAACCAUUGCGCUGGUGCCGUUUGUGAGCGUUACCAAAUAUGGACGAAAAUCUAAGAUCAAUCUUAUAUGGUCCUGCGUCAUCUUCCACCUGUUUAUAUAUUCAGUGCUGUUGGGGAUUUUCUACGUAUUUCCAACGGAGUUAACUUCACUAAAUGUGGGAGAAGUUUUAAAAACAAAUUUGAAUGCUAAUUCAGGCGGUGGCAGUAACGUUGCAGACAGCGUAAGUGUUGGGGUCGGCGUUGGAGGAAUCGGCCUCGGCGGUGGCCAUAGUGGUGAUAUACCUGCUGGUAUCAGUAAUGGCAGAGGGUAUAAUGGCAAAAACAAAUGGUACCAAUCGAUGCAGCAGCAGCAGUAUUACUAUCACCAUCGUUCCAGUGAUAUAAUUACAAGUGGAGUGGAUUUACAGAAGGAACCAUUACAAGUGCAGCAAAAUGAAAUGGGUCCUGUGCCAUCAUUUUAUAAUUAUGCUUACCAUAUGAAUCGCAGCAAUAAUCAAAUGAGUAGCAAAUACAAAUAUAAUCCUAAUAAUAACGGUAAUAGUAAUAACAGCAGUUUCACAAAUUAUUAUUUUGCGAAUAACAUCAAAAGCUUUUUGAACAGCAGUAACAAGUCACACCAUAUAAUUGGCGACAGUGAAAUAUUGUCAGAAAAUACGCGGCCUGUCGCCAAAAUCAUAGAAGUUGAAGCGGGAUUGAGUAAUCAUAGUAAUAGCAACACUAAGAUAAUCGCGUAUAACAUAAAAAAAAAUAAAAGAACUGGUGAUGAAGAUAUCGGUGAUGGAAGCAAUAACAUUGACAUUGACGUUAUUGUCGGGGACAUGACAGUUGGUAAGCUGCAGUCGUUGCAAACAUUCAACGCUAUAGUCAAUCAGACGCCUAAUUACAGUAGUGGUCAAUAUUCGUUUGGGAAGCAAACUAACAACUUGAGAUUUGUAGGAGUUAGUACCAAUGGUAACUGCAACAGAAGUAGCAGUCUUAUCUUAGAAAAUCAAGAGCUACAGCUACAACAACUAAGGCUUAUGCUACAUUCAGGACGAAAACAGUCACACCCUAACGGAAAUAAGGACACGAGCUUUUACAAUGAUCGCCAAAAAUUAGAUAAUAUUGUAGAUUCGUUACAUAACUUCGACGACAUUGACAUACACAGGGAACUAAUGUAUAUAGUCGAAGCAGAUACCGACAACAAAGACGAUCGCACAAGAACGCAUGUAAAUCCGGAUGCGAAAACCCAGUUCACCUUCCAUUUAAAUGAUUCCAGCGUUUUUGCGUUCACCAAUGACAAAAAUGUAAAUAAGACUUCAAUCAAUCCAAAAGUCGCAAAAGUUGCCAAAUCCAAAGUUCGUUUCAGCACAAAGCCAUGGCAGAACUUUACGGAUAGUAAACAACAGCAGCUAAAUUUAGUAUCAAAUGUUGCACCCCCAUUUAAGAGAUUAUAUAAAAAAGUCGCAGUAACAGCAUUAACAGAUACAGUAAAUAUGUCACGUUCGGCUACCGGAGAUCCGGCAUCAACAGCUACAGGACCAAGAAGCACCACAUCGUCAUCCACGCUGGAUGAAGCGGAUAAAUUGAAAACAAAAAAUGAAUUGAUGAACAACAAAAGUGCAACAAAAACGACAAAUAGCAACAGCACCAAAAAAAUAACACCAACAAUACAGCAAUAGACGCCAAAGGGGUAUGAGUAUAAUAACAUAAAUAUUUAAAAAUAAUUUCACAAACAAUAGUAGUUUAAGUAGCGAGCAAAAGCUAAAAAAAAUUUCAUUGUAGAACUAACGCUAAACACAAUUUCCAUAUGUUGCACAUGCUGGUACACAUACACGCAUAUAUUUGUACAUGUGCAUUCAUACAGAUAUGUAUAUCAGUAAUGGCCACAUUAAGCGAACAACACUCCGAAAUACCAAAAGCAGCUAACGAGCAUUUUAAAAAUAUAUUUAGAGCUUUGCGCGUCGCUACAUGAUCAGUUAUUAAAUUCUCUUUUUUACACAAAAUGGCUUUUAAGGAGACCCUUCAACUUAUCUCUUAUAAGUCGUUUUCGAUUCGCCAUAUCUUUAUAUCAUAAUUUGCUUAUGCCAGUUAAUUCGUUUAUAUUAGUUACUCGAUUGCCACUUUCCACGGAAACAACUAGAAUAUUGUCUAACACGAUUAGGUGAUUUACAGCUUUGCCAAAGCUUAAGGCAUACUAUUAAUUACAAUUUGUAUACGCUUGAAACAUGAUGCUACAGAGUAUAAUGGUUUUGUCCACCUAACGGUUGUUUAUAUCACCAAAAACUAAUCGAAAUAGAUAUAGGUAUGUUAUAUAAUAUACAUAUACUUAUGUAUAUAAAUGAUUAGCAUGACGAGACGAGUUGAAAUGGUCCGCCUGUCCGUCUGCUUGCGCAAGCUGUAGCCCAAGUAAAAAUUGAGAUAUCAUAAUGAAACUUAGUACACGUGUUCCUUAGCAAAGUUCGGUUCUAUAAAUGGGCGGGAUUAGAUCACUGCCACGCCCACAAAAUUCCGUUAACCGAAAUCCAAUAAAGUGCAUUACUGAGCAAUAAGUUAAGAUAGGCACUUGUGGGGUAAAAAUUUUGAACGAUUGGGCGUGCCCCCGUGGUCUUUAAGAUGUUCAAUGUACAUUUAUCCUAAACCAUUCAAGCAAUAAUAAUCAAAUUUACUCAGGACAAAUCCAUUAAGUACCCCUACGUACACUGUUAAAAUGUAUUAUAAAAUAUAUUUUAUAAUGAAUUUGUUGUUGGCUUCACUGCUAUGUAAACUGAUUAGGUUUUAUUAAAUCAAAUAUAUGAAAUAUACAAAUAUUUUAAAAAUGGUAUGCUACUUAAGUUCUUUUUUGUGCAUAGCAGGGCAGGUAGUAAAAAUGUUAAACAGUAACAACAUAAAUUUACAAAUAAUACCUAGUGUAGGUUUGGCUAACAAAACGAAAUAGAUAAGAUUCAAGGGUUUAUUAUAUAGACGUCAGCCCUACCAACUGACUAAAUAACAAUUAUAUUUACAAUUUUUUCCUAGCUUUAGUUAUCGCAAAAAUAUCAAUGACUUUGUUUAAAUCCAGGCUUUUUUUAAUUGCUAUUAGCGAUAAAUGUCGGAGUCGAGUUUGGUAUUUGUUUUUUUUAUUUUUAACUUGCUAAAUGACCUUUCAGUUGCUGCAGAAGUGACAGGAAUUGUCAUGAAUAAUAACAUUGCUGCAAAAACUUCCGUUAUAUAGUAUUUGGUUCAUUGUUGUGAGAAGUCCAUGCUUGAAUUGGUUUAGGUAAAACUAGGUGGUAAAUAUUAAUAAAUUGAAGUGAAAAACUAGGCCUAUUAUAUCUGAAUAUUUUCUUUGGAAUUCGUCACACUUUUGUAAUAAAGUUGCUUCAUCAACAUGUAAAAAAAAUGUUGGUGUUAGAAAAUAAAAAAAAUAUUUUUUCUCGUUUUGGAAAUCGGUGAUCAACUGCUAAUUCAUCAAAAUGUUUUUUAAUAGUUUCUUGCAGAUUCACUAGCUUUGCACUUGAAUAUUUCGAAAUCAAAUCUAUAAAUUUGCAUCUUUGCUUUGGUCUCUGCUAAAACUAUACUCGCCUCGCCAAAUCGAAGGUCGCAUUUUUGUAAAGUUUUGAAUUCGCAAAGCAACGCAAACUCAAAAUUUAACACUUUUGUUUUAAUACUCAUUGCUUCACUACGCUCAUCUUUAUUAGGGUUCUUUAGAACUAUUUCUGAUAAUGCUUUAAUAAUAUCAAAAUAACGAAGUUUUAUUGGAGACCGGAAUUAAUGUGAUGCAAGUGACUUGCAUUUUUUCACGAUAUUUCGCAUUAUGCAAUGAGCUGUAGCCGAAAUCUAUAGAUUUGACACAAUUUAUUGACUUAACGGACAAUAAUGUGAGUGGUCAAAUCAAAUAAAAUUGAACCACUAUAUUGACCAGUACAAAAGUUUAUUAACAUUAGUUUACUUACUCCUGAUCCAUGUAUUAAUUUUUUAACCGUUCUCUAUAAAAAUCUUAACUCGAGUUCAUAAUAAAUCACUAUCCCUCAAAUUGACAGCACUGCCAACCUACAGAAACAAUUUAGGGGAAAUUCCUAGCCAUAACUUUUGAAUUUCUCUCAAGUGAGUUGUCAUGAUUAAAGGGGCGUUGCAACCUGUCAUAUUUAUUUUGAAAAUGGGAGAAAUUUUCAAAAGUUCUGUUCGAUCGAAAUUUUUGGAAUGGAUUAGAGAGCUUGAGGGUCCCAGGGCACUGCCCCGCCUAGCCCCUGUAUAGCUACGCCACUGGUGAGAGCAUUAUAAGAGCCGGUGUCAAUUGGGCGUGGCAUCGCCUACAUUUAGGUGAAUACCCAUAUCUCAGGACCUACUUUACAUUAUCUUCACAUUAUUAUAUUCCCAUAUAACUAAAUUUUAAAUUUCAUCUGAUUUAAUGAAUAUAUUGGGAUAAAACAUUGCGCGGAUAGUGUCUUUAAAAUAUGCCAUCUCAGGCCAAAAAAUUGUUAAAAUCGGAACAUAACUUUUCAACCCCCAAAUACCGGGAAUAUGAACCCUAGAGCCUCAGACUGACUUUUAACCGAAAAUAUCGGACAAUAUGUACAUAAUUGAAAUUAGGAGAUUCCUGAUAAUAUUAUGUCUGUAUGCUAAAAGUGGGUUGAAUCGGGUCAAUAUAGGCUGACUUUAUACCGCAUCGGUAUAUCGGCCGAUCAAUGAAUUAUCUCAAUGAGAGAGCGUGUUUUUCUGAUAACGGUGCAUGUAGGAAAUGAGGUGAAAACAUGCCCUAAACCCAAUAUAACUAACAAACUUUAACUUAGUUCUUCCUUACUUGAUUUAUUUCCGGCAUUUGCUCAGACUAAUGUGUUCAAGUCAAAUUAUGGACGUAAUUGAAAAUGACAUUGAUUGUAAAUUGUACUUUUCGGAGUACCUAUAAAACGUAUUUACAAGGGUUGCCUUUUAUAUUUCAGGAUUAUGGAACAAAAACAAAUAUUAAUCAUCGAAAAUUGCUUCAUAGUUUUUUUAGAUAUUCUCCAUUAAAAUUUCUUACAUACAGUAUUUUUAUUUUUACCGUUUGGUACACAAUUAAAGUGUAAAUAACUCAUAAAUUAGGCGUUGCAGGAACAUGAACAAAUUACAAUUUUAAAUAAAUAAUUAAUUAAAUAAAAGUAAAACCAUAACAUCAUGACAUGACGGUAAUUUUAAAAGUAAAUGCUGUUUGUCUAGAUCCAGUCCCAGGCGGUGUACUUUGCGGUAAUCAACGCCUUUCCUUGAGAUUCAUCAGAAAACAUUGGAACAAAAAAAAUGAUUUUACUAGCUAUUCUAGUGCUAGAUUUUGCGGAAAAACCACCAAUUAUUUAUUUAUAAAACGUCGAAAUUAAGAAAAGUGCUCGAAAAUUCCUUCUGUUUUCAAAAAGCUCUAUCAAGUACCUUGAAGGCUCUAUUUGUUUUUCCGGAUACAUGGAACGGUUCUUGAUUUGUAUACUGAAAAGUAAAAGAACCAGAUGAAAUUUAAAAUUGUGUUAUCUGGGAAGUAGGCGUGCUUUUUGUCUGUUUUCGCCCAUUUUUAAACUGUAGGAAUGUCAGGAUUAUAUUAUAUACCGAGUUUGGUUGGUUGGUGGGCGAUGCCAUACCCAUCACCCAAUUUUUCCAAUUGCUCCCAUAAAACUGUCUCGUGCAAUUGGGAAUGUUAAUUUUAACGUCUCUGAUACAUUCAGGUACUGAUUUAUCUCGCUUUUAGUAGUUUUUGACUAAUCCGUUAUAUGGGGUGUAGAUGUUGUGGUUAUAAUCCGAUUUCACCUAUUUACGUUCUGUGGCAAGAAGUGUCGAAAUGAUAUGUCCUCUGCAAAUUUGGCUGCAAACAACUGUUAGGUAAAACUAUUAUACUCUAGAGUAACAUUUUGCAAAAGUACAAAAAAAUAUGACUACCCCUAGCCUUUUAAUAUUACAUAAGGUCAUACAAACACUUACACUAUAAUCACAAUUCAAAUAGACCAGACAGAAAACAAUAUAUAAUUUGUGGUUAAUAAUUAAGUACUUUCACAACGAGUCGGCAGAAUACAAAAUGAUAAUAAUAUGCUCAACUACUACGAGUUAAGAUGAAACUUUCAAUAAAAAGUAAAAUUUGAAAUAUUUA